AUGCUAACGUACGUGAGCGGGGACAUCUGGUCCCCUGCUCUGAGGGCCCUGGCUUGGUGGUGGCAGAGGGGGGCGGAGAGGAAGGCUAGCGCCCUGUCUUCCACUGCAAGCCCCAGCUCCCCCGCCUCGCCCCCUUCCACCACUACCCCUGCCCCCUGGAAGCCUCCAGGCCCCUUUGAGAUCCAAUACCCGCGCGAGUACCACUUUAUCCUGGACGAGCCGGAGAAGUGCCAGGACCAUCAGCCAUUCCUGGUGCUGGUGGUACCGGUGGGUCCCCACAAUCGGGCCGCCCGGGACGCCAUCCGCAGGACCUGGGGGAACGAGAGCCUGAUGCCGGGCAUAGUCAUCCGGCGCCUCUUCCUCCUUGGGCUCCCGGGCGGGCCGGGGACGGGGCCGGGGGCGGAGCAGGGGGCGGGGCUGGAGGAAGAGCUCCGCAGGGAAAGCAUGGAGCACAGCGACCUGCUACAGUGUGACUUCCUGGACAGCUACCGCAACCUGACCAUCAAGACCAUGAUGAUGCUGGAGUGGCUGGCCUCCCGCUGCCCCGCGGCUGCCUACGCCGUCAAGGUGGACACUGACGUCUUCCUCAACGUGCAGCUGCUGGUGAGCAGGUUGCUGGACCCCCGGACGGCACAGCCCCGACGCGACUACCUCACGGGGGCGGUGAUCAGAGGAGGGAUCGUGCGGCGGGACAAGGCCUCCAAGUGGUACAUGCCCGAGGAGGUGUACCCCGGGCCCACGUAUCCGCUCUAUGUGUCGGGCAACGCCUACGUCUUCUCUAUGGACCUGCCCAGGAAGAUCCUGGAGGCUUCCAGAAGCGUGCAGCCGGUCCACCUGGAGGACGUCUACCUGGGCAUGUGCCUGCAGCGCCUGGGUGUCAUGCCUGCUGCCCCGCCCGGGCCCUUCCUGCUGACGCCCGUCCCGUACGAGCGCUGCAGGUUCGCCGGGACCAUCUCCGUGUCAAGUGUCAGCCUGGGGGAGCUGCUCGGGUACUGGGCUGACUUCCAAAAAGCGGGACCCCCCUGCCCCUGA
Molecule: messenger RNA, 1032 nt
Organism: Megalops cyprinoides (Indo-Pacific tarpon)
Lineage: Eukaryota; Metazoa; Chordata; Actinopteri; Elopiformes; Megalopidae
Product: beta-1,3-galactosyltransferase 2-like
Exons: 1
Coding region: 1-1032 (343 amino acids)
Cellular component (GO): membrane
Molecular function (GO): N-acetyl-beta-D-glucosaminide beta-(1,3)-galactosyltransferase activity
Source: RefSeq, a predicted model, not a curated record